UAUCACCAAAUCGACCGAUCCGCAAAUAUGGCCGGAGAAGCAGACUCUGCUGCCAUGACCACCAGCAGCGCUGAUCGCAUGGUAGGCAUGGACCACGCUGAAGUGCGUUAUUUCACGAGUUAUGAUCACCAUGGCAUUCAUGAGGAGAUGCUUAAAGAUGAUGUUCGUACUAGAUCGUACCGUGACUCUAUCUACCAGAACCGUCACAUCUUCAAGGACAAGGUCGUUCUCGAUGUCGGUUGCGGAACUGGUAUUCUCAGCAUGUUCGCCGCCAAGGCAGGUGCCAAGCAUGUCAUUGGUGUCGACAUGUCGUCGAUCAUUGAGAAGGCUCGUGAGAUUGUUGCUGUGAAUGGCUUGUCGGACAAGAUCACCCUGCUCCAGGGAAAGAUGGAGGAGGUUGUCCUCCCUUAUCCUAAGGUUGAUAUCAUCAUCUCCGAGUGGAUGGGCUACUUCCUUCUCUAUGAGAGCAUGUUGGACACCGUUCUCUACGCCCGUGACCGUUACCUUGUUCCUGGCGGCAAGAUCUUCCCCGACAAGGCCACCAUGUACUUGGCCGCCAUCGAGGAUGGCGAGUACAAGGAUGACAAGAUUGGAUUCUGGGACAAUGUGUACGGAUUCAACUACAGCCCGAUGAAGGAGAUUGCUCUUACCGAGCCCCUUGUCGACACUGUCGAGAUGAAGGCGCUCGUUACCGACCCCUGCCCCAUCAUCACCCUUGAUCUUUACACCGUUACUCCGGCCGACUUGGUCUUCAAGGUACCCUUUUCGCUUCCUGCCAAGCGCAGUGACUUCAUCCACGCAGUGAUCGCUUGGUUCGAUAUUGAAUUCGGCGCAUGCCACAAGCCCAUCACCUUCUCCACCGGUCCCCAUGCCAAAUACACCCACUGGAAGCAGACCGUCUUCUACCUUCGCGAUGUUCUGACCGUCGAAGAGGAGGAAGUUGUCUCCGGUGUUCUCGAGAACAAGCCGAACGACAAGAACAAGCGCGACCUUGACAUCAGCAUCUCCUACAAGUUCGAGACCACGGAUCCGAACCGUUACUCCGAGGGCAGCUGCUUCUACAGGAUGUGCUAAAUUCUUGGCCAUCCCUUGUUUCUUCGGUUGCUUAGCUAUUUUGCUUGGAGUCGAUUUAUGUUCACCAGUAACAUAAAGUGGUUCUGCCCUGUGGGCAGCAUAGCAUUUUAACGGAAGUUCACUUGUAUGGAUGUCGGUCUGAUGGAAGGUUAUAUUUUGGACUUCC
Molecule: messenger RNA, 1240 nt
Organism: Aspergillus vadensis CBS 113365
Lineage: Eukaryota; Fungi; Ascomycota; Eurotiomycetes; Eurotiales; Aspergillaceae
Gene: rmtA
Product: protein-arginine omega-N methyltransferase HMT1
Exons: 7
Coding region: 28-1074 (348 amino acids)
Biological process (GO): peptidyl-arginine methylation
Cellular component (GO): nucleus
Molecular function (GO): protein-arginine N-methyltransferase activity
Source: RefSeq, a predicted model, not a curated record